Theileria orientalis strain Shintoku is the source of this 1950-nucleotide messenger RNA. RefSeq names its product RNA splicing factor. Lineage: Eukaryota; Apicomplexa; Aconoidasida; Piroplasmida; Theileriidae. Gene Ontology annotation, cellular component: nucleus. Gene Ontology annotation, biological process: mRNA processing. The transcript has 4 exons. The coding region runs from base 1 to 1950 and encodes 649 amino acids. The record is from RefSeq and is a predicted model, not a curated record. Gene Ontology annotation, molecular function: RNA binding.
AUGUCAGAUUCACAAAUGUCAAAUGUAAAUCAUAGCGGUUUGAGCGCAAGAGAAGACCCCUACGCGAAUAAUUCCCAGUACAACUAUAAAGCGAACGAUGCCAAGGCUUAUGUGCAAACAAAUUGUGCUAAUAAUUUUAUAGGUGAUAAUAGUCAAACAUAUGUAUAUACAUCUAACCAGGCUGGCCAAGCAUCGGAGUAUUAUCAUAGUGAAGGAGCGUAUUACAACGCACUUCAAGUUGGAAAUCAAUUAAAAUACCAGGACCAGCAACCUAUAGAAUACAACAACGCCCAAGGUGUAUAUGAAAAGAGUCAACAACCAUAUGGUAACACAAACUCAGAACAAACAAAUAAUACAUUAAACGCAGAAUAUUAUGCAUAUUCAGACGGAAGACUGGUGAACCAGUACACAGCCAACGAGUCAGGAGAAAGUACGCAGGUUAAUUCACAAAAUAAUUAUUCAAAAACAGAUGAAAACAAUAACAACAGUGAAAACAAGGAAUCUAGGCACAGCAGCUCAAGUCGAAGAAAUAGAAGCAAUAGCAGGUCCUCAGAAAGUAGGUCGCGCAAAAGAACACACCGCAGUAGGUCGAGGAGUAAAAGGUCAAGAAGAAGACAUAAACGACACCACAGGUCAAGAUCAAGAUCAAGGUCGAGAAGCGGCCACAGAAGCAGGAGCCACGAUAGACACGCAAGGCGCCGCCGCCACAGCAGUAGGCAUCGCAGCAGCAGAUACAGGUCCUCGGAAAAAGAGAGACACCGGAGCAGGCACGAAAGCAGAAAAAGAGCAAGAAAUAGAUCCAGAAGCAGUGAAAGAGAGCGCAGACGCAAAGAUUUAAACCCAGAAGUAACCUACGGAGGAAAGUCAGCAGGAGAAGUGGGAGUGGAUGUGCUGGAGAAGGCGAGACUGCUGCGAAGCAGCGAGAUAGAAAAAAGAAGACAGAGAGACAUAGAAGAGGCGCAGAGAGAUGACCUGACAGUGCUGGUGUUUAACAUGAGUCUGUCAGUGGACGAAAGAGACAUAUACGAACUCUUCAGCGAACACGCAGGAAAGGUGCGAGACAUACAGCUAGUGAGAGACUCGAGAAGCGGACGCAGCAAGGGAAUAGCGUACGUGGAGUUCUACACGCAGGAGUCGGUGAUCAAGGCGCUCUCGAUGAACGGAAUGUCGCUGAAGGGACAGGGAAUAAGAGUGCAGAGCUCGCAAGCAGAAAAAAACAGAGCAGCAAGAGCAGCGAAGCAGCUGCAGGAAAACGCACUGAAGGAAGCAGAUAACCCGACGACAGUGAUGGUGAGUAACCUGGUGGGAGUGCUGAGUAACCUGAGCGAAGGAGACCUGCAGCAGCUGUUCGCACCCUUCGGAAACGUAGCGGAAGUGGCAGUGGCGAGAAACGACCUGGGACUCUCGAAGGGGUACGCGUACGUGAGGUUUAAGCGCUGGACUGAGGCGAGAGAGGCGCUUAACGUGAUGAACGGCUUCGACAUCAGCGGACAGCCGAUCAAGGUCUCCUACGUGACGAGCAACAAGCGCGGCAGAGGAAGCAGGCUCAACGAGCUGGGCGACCUGGACAUCGAGAGGCUGGACGACGAGGAAGCAGGCCUGAUCUCGGGCUCCAGCAACAAAAUCGCGCUGAUGAAGAAGCUCCAGCAGAGGGUUAACGCAGCAAACAUAGUGUUGAGCAACAUGUACACGAGCGAAGACUACGCAGACAACAACGACUUCUUCGACGAAAUAGAAGACGACGUGAGAGAAGAGUGUAAAAAGUACGGAGAAGUGGUGAAGGUGUACCUGAACAGGCGGAAGCCAGACGGGAAGGUGUACGUGAAGUUUAGAAGCAACACCGAUGCACAAACAGCACACAAGAGUUUACAGGGAAGAUACUUCGCAGGAAACACGAUACAGGUGGGAUAUCUAUCAGAUGAUCAAUUUAAUUCACUGUUAGGAUCAUAA